Molecule: messenger RNA, 2289 nt
Organism: Pseudozyma hubeiensis SY62
Lineage: Eukaryota; Fungi; Basidiomycota; Ustilaginomycetes; Ustilaginales; Ustilaginaceae
Product: blue copper oxidase cueO precursor
Exons: 3
Coding region: 1-2289 (762 amino acids)
Source: RefSeq, a predicted model, not a curated record
AUGAGAUCCUCGAUUCGGAUUUCUCCUCCACUUUGUCCGAAUGCACAAAUGCUGGAUGACGAACUCAAACUCUGUCAUGCGGCGAUGCCUUGUUCGAGCAUUUCGAUCCCUGUCCACGCAACGGAGGGAGGGAUGGUAGUGGUCAACGACCGAGUCUGCCCGAAGCCGUUUCUUCUCACACCAAGGGGCGGAGAAGCAAGACCAGCAGGGUCAGCUCGUGACUUUGUUCCGCAAUGGUGCGCCGUGAUCAAGGCGAAUCGGCAUACAGAUUCCAGAGCUGCCGACGGCAAUAUUGACAGCCAUUCAGUUGGCAACAGCAGUGACCAAAAUAGCGACAUGCGUCGAAUUGCGGAUCAAACGAGCAUCGACGCUGUAAGCGAGGUCAUGUAUCGAGCGGGAGUUCACGUCAGCGAUGGUAGCGAGCAUGGCCUCUUUAGGGCUCGCGGCUAUCGGACAAUGAUCAGCAGCGAGGCGUGUGAAACGAUGCGAGGGAGAGUGAGAGAGCGCGACAAUCGAGCGCUACCGCAAUCUACGAUGCGAGAUUUGCGGGGUCGAGAAAUCAGCCGUGGAGCGCGUGUGACGCAAGCGCGCCAUCGGAUGAGGCGUCUCUGUCGCGCCAAGUCGGCUGAUACCGACUGUUGCUCAGCACUUUUUGGCCCCUCUUUUCCCCCUGAUCACCGGCAUCGAAACCCUGAUUUCUUCAACGCCGCGUUGAUCGCCGAUCGACUCAGCCAGGUCCAAUUCAAUAUGGUAUCUCUUCCACGCUUUCUGCAAGCAAGCACGACCAGCCACGACGCUCCGGAUCCUUGCGCUCCAUCAAUACCCAACGUAGCCACUGAAAUUAUGUCUGACGAAUCGAUCCCAAAUGGCGGCCCUUUGGGCCCGCUCCGCCCACCCGGCAGCCUCAAGACGGUCUUCCGCACGCCGCUUCCCCGUGAUUUGGAUGCCGACGAGUUUGUCGACGAGGUCGUCCCGGAACACAUCCAGAGCUCCCUUCUGACAUCAAGUGCCAGCACAGGACGCCGCUUACGUCUCGACGAUUCGGCUGGUGAAGGCCUCCGCAGAAACGUGCUACUGCGCAAUGCCAUGCUAUCCAGUCUGGAACGCGAGCGACGUGAGCUGUCCGAGGCAACAAUCGAGUAUAGCGCCGUUGCAUCGAGUAAUGUCGACGCACUGGUCACUUCCGAUUCCGGCGCAGACGAGGAUGAGGCUCAAUUCUUCGAAGAUCUCCUCUCAGAACUGAGCGGCUCAGACACCUCCAGCUCAGCGAGCGCGCUUCUCGAGACUUCGACUCGCCCAACGACUACCGACAGACCGGCGGAAGAAGGAGGCCAAUUAGAGGAGCUCGAUUCGAGCUUGCCUGCUGCACAUCUGCUCCCAUCGCUCGCAUCUGCUCUGCGCCUCAUUGUGCCCAUCGCGGACUCGGCUGCUGGAUCUGGAAGACCAGACGCUGUCUUGAGCGACUCAUACUCCAGCGCCGUCAGUGCAGCACAGACGUGCGACGACUCUGGAUUCGCCGAGUCCGCUUCCCGUCCAGCAUCGGCAGCCAGCUGCUGCGUUGGCUACCCAAACGUCUGCCCUUACCCUGCUGUUAUCGACCUAGCAGGAGGCUCUUCUGAGGAGCUUCCAGCUCUCAUUGACGAUAAUGACAGCGAUUUGGACGAGGAUGAAGACGCAGACGAUGACGGUGAACUGCAGCUUGGACCAACGCCAGAGGCAGCCGCUCCGAUCACGGCUGGAGCCUCUGGCCAAGAAGUAUCUGCUCUGUCGGAGGGCGACCUCAUGGCACCAAUCUCGCGCUCUCCGGUCAUUUCACCCGUUCACCCAGUCUGCGGCGAUCAUGUGGGAUUUUACGAUCUGCUCUCACCCGAGACCUCACGACCGACAUCGCCUCUGUCCAGCGCUUCGUCAAAGGGCGACGGAGAAGGGCCGAGUCCCUUGCUGUUGCCAUCGGAUGGUGGUCCGCUGCCCUCGCUCGCAGAGUUGUCGCUGCAGCUGCCUGCCUUAAGCGGCACGGAUGUCGUGGCUCCCCCCUCACGAACCCUGACAGGGGCCUGGUUCGAGCACAAGCUCGACUCUGCUGAUGGCACAGGUGCCAGAGCAGAUCGCAUCCGCUGGAGCACGUAUCCAUCGUCGUGCCACCGACCACCAGCACCGUUCGCUUCGUCGUCCACAACGCUCGAAUACCAAUCGUUUAGACUCGAUCACGAAGUCGAUUGCGAUGGCUCCCCCAUUGUGGCGGACCACGGUCCUACCGACCGUUCCGUCGUCGUGCACUGGUCGAGAUGA